AUCCUCCUCCACACAGACCUCUCUGAGGCCAGAGGACAGGCGGGCGACCAGAGGAAGAUGGCGGUCGGGAUGCUGUAUGGAAUAGGGGGCAGGAUCUGCUCCACACCCAGACUUGGAUGGAUGUAAACACUGAAUUUAUAUUUGAUUUCCACUUCCCGUGGUCUGGACUUGUUUGGGCUUGUUUAAUUCGCUUUAACUGCGUUUGAUCCGGCGUAAGUCUGUGUGAUUCCCAAACUACAUCGAUAGACUGGGUGGGAGAAAAGUGGACCAAAAUGUCGGAUUCAAAGGUAAAAGUUGCAGUACGAGUUCGGCCCAUGAACCGCAGAGAGUUGGAAUUGAACACAAAAUGUGUUGUGGAUAUGGAGGACAACCAGACCGUCCUCCACCCGCCACCGUCCAACUCCAAAGGAGACAGCAGGAAACAACCAAAGGUGUUUGCCUUCGACCACUGUUUCUGGACCAUGGACGAGUCCAACACUCCCAAAUAUGCCGGUCAAGAGGUGGUGUUCAAGUGCCUUGGAGAGGGUAUACUGGACAACGCGUUCCAAGGAUACAAUGCCUGCAUAUUUGCCUAUGGACAAACAGGUUCAGGGAAGUCCUUUUCCAUGAUGGGGAAUGGGGAUCAGCCGGGUCUGAUUCCAAGGCUGUGCGGUGCCUUGUUCGAAAGGGUCCACAGAGACGAAUGUGAGGCACACUCCUUCAAGCUGGAGGUCUCCUUCAUGGAGAUCUACAACGAGAAGGUCAGGGACCUCCUAGACCCCAAAGGGAGCCGGCUCUCCCUGAAGGUGCGAGAGCACAAAGUGCUGGGUCCGUACGUGGAUGGCCUCUCUCAGCUGGCUGUGACCAGCUUUGAGGACAUUGAGGUGUUGAUGUCGGAGGGCAACAAGUCGCGGACUGUUGCUGCCACCAACAUGAACGAGGAAAGUAGUCGCUCGCACGCCGUCUUCAGCAUUAUCGUCACACAGACGCUGUACGACCUGGGCUCCGGGAACUCUGGGGAGAAAGUGAGCAAAAUCAGCCUGGUGGACUUGGCAGGAAGUGAGCGAGUCUCCAAGACUGGAGCGGCCGGUGAGAGACUCAAGGAAGGCAGCAACAUCAACAGGUCUUUAACCACCCUGGGCUGUGUUAUCUCUGCGCUGGCUGACCAGUCUGCUGGGAAAGGGAAGGCCAAGUUUGUCCCAUACAGAGACUCUGUUCUUACCUGGCUCCUAAAGGACAACCUUGGUGGCAACAGUAAGACAGCCAUGAUCGCCACGGUGAGCCCAGCGGCCGACAACUACGAGGAGACACUGUCCACACUGCGCUACGCCGACCGCGCCAAGCGGAUCGUCAACCACGCGGUAGUGAACGAGGACCCCAACGCCCGCAUCAUCAGGGAGCUGAGGGAAGAGGUGGAGAAGCUCAGGGAGCAGCUCACCGCAGCCGAGUCCCUGAAAGCCCCGGAGCUGAAGGAGAAGCUGCAGGAGUCUGAGAAACUCAUCGAGGAGAUGACCGUCACCUGGGAGCAGAAACUACGCAAAACGGAGGAGAUCGCAGCGGAGAGGCAGAAGCAGCUGGAGAGCAUGGGCAUCUCUCUGGAAACAUCUGGGAUCAAAGUAGGCGAAGACAAGUGCUUCCUGGUCAACCUGAACGCCGACCCAGCCCUCAACGAGCUGCUGGUCUACUACCUGAAGGUGGGUGGUCAACCAGCUGCUGGUCUACUACCUGAAGGUGGGUGGUUACCCGGGCUGCUGGUCUACUACCUGAAGGUGGGUGGUCACGAGCUGCUGGUCUACUACCUGAAGGUGGGUGGUCAACCAGCUGCUGGUCUACUACCUGAAGGUGGGUGGUCAACCAGCUGCUGGUCUACUACCUAAAGGUGGGUCAGGGGCCGCGUCCUUUCUGGAGCCUCAUACCUUCAGGGGCUUCAGGGACUUCGUACCUUCAGGAGCCUCGUACCUUCUGGGGCCUCGUACCUGCACGGGCCUCGUACCUUCUGGGGCCUCGUGUCUCCAGGGGCCUCGUACCUUCUGGGGCCUCGUACCUUCAGGGGCCUAAGACAAACUGGGGCCUCGUACCUUCUGGUGGCCUCUCAUUGUUCAAGUUACAUGUUGCAAGUUUGGAAAUCUGAAGUGGAUGAAUUUGCAAACAUUCUGUGCUUGUUGGGAGAAAGAAUUGAAAGACUUAACCUUUAGUUUCAGAUGGUCCGGUUAGGCUAGGACUGGCAUAGGAAAAAUCAUAAUCCAGAUUAUUCUCGGUCAAUAUUUACGUCAUGAUUAUCUAGCACAAUAACUCAAUGACUUUUAACUUUUGUCUUUUUAUCAGUGAGUUUCCACUUUAUAUAUUAUUCAACUGAAAAAAGAAUAACUCUAAAAUAAAAAUAAAAGAUACAUUUAGAUAAAUAUAUAAUAAGGAAUAUAUCAUAUUCAUUUAAAGAAAUAAUAUAAAAAUAUAAUAAGACCUGAAUUAAUCACCAAUGUUGUAGUGCACUUCCACAACUUACUGAAAACCCAGCUUGACAAUAUGUCUGUUGGGGUGGUAGUAGUAUUCUGCUGUACAAGCAUUUAUUAUACAGGGCAGGCAGUGCAACUCUGGUGAAAUGUUGACACUUUGUGGCAACCCGGCCUGGGCCAAUUGAGGACAUGCAGAGCCCCUGAGGAACAGGGGGAGAAGCAGGGCUUGAAUAGCCUGCUUCUCCACUCAUUCGGGGCUCUCCCAGCCAUGGGGCUUCUGUACGGAGAGACCGGUCCUCGUGGGUGACGGGAUUCUACCCACGAGGCCCGUGGGUUGUAUUGUUGUAUUGUUUUCCAUAUGAGUGUCCGUAAUUGAUGAGUUUGUCACGGUGGAAGAGGUCGAGAGGACUUAUCUUUUCUCAGUUUUUUGGUCAUAGACCCACUUGUGACUGAACUUAAAAAGCCAUCGAGCUCUUCCCUGUUUCAGAUGGAUUUCAAUACUAAGUGAUAAAAAAAAUAUGUGUUUUAGGAUCGAGGGGGGCAUGUUAUUCCUAUGGUUACGACUCGCACCAACUCGAUGAUACCUUUUUAGUACCUUUGUUGUUUAACUGUUAUGAGUGUUAAAAUAAGCGAUGUUGCAUAUGAAAUCCGCCACACACACCGUAGCGUUAGACUAUAGGUGUCUGGGAAGCCUAACUCUCAUGCGGAUAUUAAACACAUCGGAGCUUCACCAUCCACACACACACGUAGUACUAUUUAAUAAUGGUCUGAAUAGCCCGACUUUCUCUCGGACGCUGCAGUCAAACGCUGCCCAGACAGAGCUUUGUCCUGGCUGCCCAGGCAGAGCUCCACACGUCCAGACAGACCACUGCCCAGAGAGAGCUCCACAUGGUCACACAGACCGCUGCCCAGACAGAGCUCCACACGUCCAAACACAACGCCCAGCUAUGAUGGUAUUAUUGUAGCCAAAGUCGCAAGCAUGCGUUCACUAAAGAUACAAAUAUGUAACAGUAAAUUUGAAGUCGUAAAUAAUUGUUCUACCAUUGUAAACACAAAAUAGAAGCUACGAGUUCACAUGUCCGUUGUUACAGGUGCACAAAUCCUAUCCUGUGCAUCAUAACUUCAAAGAGUCAUGCACUUGAAACUUCUGCUACAAUCAUUGCAGCGCAGUUGGUGCAAAACCUCAUAAUCUCAGAACAUGCACAACAUUUGGGCAUUCAUAAACCCAAAUGUGAACUAAUGCAUCUGAAGUUGCACAUCUGUGAAAUAUUACCUCACAUUUAAAAUUAAAUAGAUUGCUAUGUUCAUUGAGCAUUUUAAUGAGCAAGCACAAGUCCAUCGAUACAACUGCUUCAAUCUGCUGCUACGAGUCUCAGCUGUUGUUUUUCUUGCAGAUACUUUUGCAACACGUCUAGGUGGUACAACUGUAGCAAAAGUGAUUUGUAUCCGUAGACACAGAACGUCCGUGGGCAGGACAAAAUGGGCAGGGGUUGCAUUAUUCAAACUACACUGGGACCAAUCCAAGCAUACUACUCUUCCUUUCUGGAGUCUGACCAAAUUAUUCGAAAAUAGUUUGGAUCCAAUAUUCAACAGUAGUUCAUUUGUUCAACUCGUGAUUAUAUCCCGUUCACACAAGGCUGAAUAAAAAGUACAUGUUUUUCUAAAUGUUGGUCAUCAACGAGUUGAAUGAAUGAACGAAUGUUGAAUAUGGGAUCCAAACUAUUUUUCUAAAAAAUUGAGGGGUCUGGGGUGGGGCAACUUCACACAGGCGACGCAGUAUUCGAGACAUUUCUGAACUUAUAUAUUAUUUAUAUUAUAUAUAUUGGCGACCAGUAAAAUACAUUGAAGGACACUUGCCGCAUGUUAGCAUUUCUCGAUUGUAUACACACAAAAAAUUUAACUAUGCACCCAAUUCUGAAAACUUGAAGCUCAUGUAUCAACUACAAGCCUCCAGACUGCUAAACUCUAAGCACAUUUCCACUGUUUUCACACAUAUAGAAAUUCUAAAUCACAUUUUUCCAAAACUCUAAGCACAAAUCUCAUCAUUUAGCACACUUGGUUCAACUGGAAACACUUACCUUCAAAACGCAACAACUAAUUACCAAUAAGUCUAACUCACUUCUCACCUGUUCAAACUCAACUGGCAAAACACUUCAAUCAUGUGUCAGAGCAUAAAAGAGGCCUCAGGUGAGCUCUACUGCGUUGUAGAUAUGGUCCUCUGGCCUGAUCAGGAUCGGAGGUGGGAUAAAGACUGAUUUACAUGUAGAUCUGUUUCACCUCAUUUAUAUUCUUAUUUUUAUUUUUUGUUGGCCAACGUAAAGCUUUUUAUGCAUCAAGUUCAGCUGAACAUUAUACUGUUACAGUAACAAAUACUGUAAAUAUUUUCUUUGUUACCUUUUUGUACUUUGUACUUAUAUGAUAUAUUCACAGUAUUGUAUUACAAUAUGGCAGCAGUCUUUAUACUAUAUGUACCACCUAAUUGCAACUUUAAAAAAGAAAGGUAUUUCUAAAGAAUGUUAUACAUUGGAAUAUGUAACAUGGCCUCAUGAAGUCAAAACAUAUGUAAAUAGUAUUUUGAUAGAAGUGAUUUGAAUUGAUAAAACCAGUGUUUAAUUGAUGCUCUCUAAGAGAUAUUCAUUUGAUAGCUGUGUUUAUUGUUUGGUGUAAAAAAUCUGUUUUGAGAAGAAUUUAUGGAGUUUUGAGAAAUGGUUAACUCUUCCGCGGUUUGUGUUUUGAGUUUUGAGAAAUUGAUCUAUAGUUUGCGAAAACGUGUUUAAACGAUUGAGGAAAACUGUAAUUCAAUAAUUUGGGGGGGAAUUCAGUUGAAGUAAGUAAUUUUUUAAAACAUAAUGUAAGGUAACCACCUCCUUCUCUUUUGUCAAUGACUCCAGAAAGGAAGAGUGUAUGCUUGGAUGGGUCCCAUUGUAGUUUGAAAAAUGCACCCCCUGCCGGCGACUUUCAUUGGUUAAUGCUUUUUUUUGCCCCGCCCACGUACGCUCUGAUACACAUCACUUUUGCUACACCACGUAGACGUGUUGCAAAAGUAUCUGCAAGAAAAACUGCUGAGACUCCUAGCAGCAGAUUCGAGCAGUUGUAUCGAUGGACUUGUGCUCUCUAAUUAAAAUGCUCAAUGAACAUAGCGAUCUAUAUGAUUUUAUUUGUGAGCUGAAAUUUCACAGAUGUGCAACUUCGGAUGCAUUAGUUCACAUUUGGGUUAACGAAUGCACAAAUGUUGUGCAUGUUCUCAGAUUAUGAAACACGGGUGUGCGGAUGUGUUUUGCACCAACUGCACUGCAAUGAUUGUAGCAAAAGUGUCAAGUGCAUGACUCUUUGAAGUUAUGAUGCACAGGAUAGGAUUUGUGCACCUGUAACAAAGGACUUGUGAACUCAUAGCCCCUAUUCUGUGUUUAUAAUGGUAGGAAAAAUACUUAGGACUUCAAAUUUACUUACAUUUUUGUGACUUUAGUGUGCACAUGCAAAAUAAAUAUUUAAGACUUCAAAUUUACUGUUACACAUUUGUGUGAUUUUAGUGUAAGUAUGCUAAAGACUUUUGCUACAAUAAUACCUUCAUACAGACACAGCUCCACACGUCCACACACAUCGCGCCGACGGUGCACCUUGGUCGUGACGUCAGACAUCCUUUUCCAAGGUAGUCGGACGUCACUAAAAUAACGCCACCUUAUGCCACAUAGGAUUUUACCCCUUUUUCUCUAAAUUGGGGACUCAUUUCAAUAACACUGAUAAAAUGUUAUAGAUGUUAUGUUGAUGUGAUCAUUUAAAACAAAUGAGCAUGUGGUUCUGGUAACACUGGCUGUUUAAGAUGAUUAAACAGAUUGGUGAUAUUGCCUUGUUUGUUGUGGUUCCUCGACUCCUUGAAGCCAAAAUGUUUCCAAACAGCCUCAUUCGGUUCACCUUUCUUUUUGGCUCUCUCUCCGUCAUCCUUGAUAGCUGGGGCUAAACUAAACACACACAGCCUGGCCCAGAGUGAGGUUUCUAGGGAGGGCCGGAGGACAGCUGAACGCUGUGAAGGAAGCUUUCGAACACCAAUGACAGCAUUAAUGCAAAACUGAAGGCGGCACAAUCAUCGUUUUAUCUCCAUUAUCUUGUUUUCAUAAUAGUUGGAAGCUGUAAUCUAAUUGAAAUAGAAAUACGAUGAAUCGCCCAUCCCUACAUAGGGAUAGAUGUUUACAUAGAUGUUUAUGUCUCAGACUGGAGUGAAUGGAGCUAUACUCUUAUGAAUCCAUACAUAGGACAUAUACAGAAACAAGUAUUAAGUUCCUUCCUUCCUCCUAACAUUAACCACACACUGACUACCUCUGUACCUUGUAGCUUAAACCAGCAGUAAACCAGGAACUCACUACAUAAUAAUGAUCUAAAAGGACAGCCUGUAAAUCCCAUCAAAUUCUUUCAGACAGUGGCCUCCUGUCAUCUGCAAUUAUUUGUUGAGGGUGUGUAUUUCAGGCGACUAAGAUUACUAAGAUCGCAUUGCCCACUUGUGAAGGCAUGAAACGGAUAAUAUACAUCCGGCUCAACAUUCACCAUGAAAAACUUGAACUUUGUGCGCACCUUGAAUCAAUCCAGGGUUACCUGGAGAACACAGCACAAGGUCUGGCCAAACCUGGCCUGGAACUGGGCUUAGUGGGGUAGUGGACCGACCAGUCUGAGAGAUAGCCCCGCAGCAGAAGAGAGAGAGAGAUAGGCUAGGUCCGCCAGACAGCAGCCUCAAAACAGAACAACAGCUCUUUGUCUGGGCUCUGCUAGAGCGCCUGGCAU
This is a messenger RNA of Gadus chalcogrammus (walleye pollock), 7205 nucleotides long. RefSeq names its product kinesin family member 13A (gene kif13a). Gene Ontology annotation, biological process: intracellular protein transport; microtubule-based movement; cytoskeleton-dependent intracellular transport. The transcript has 13 exons. NCBI's taxonomy places the organism in Eukaryota, Metazoa, Chordata, Actinopteri, Gadiformes, Gadidae. The coding region runs from base 273 to 1856 and encodes 527 amino acids. Gene Ontology annotation, cellular component: microtubule; kinesin complex. Gene Ontology annotation, molecular function: ATP binding; ATP hydrolysis activity; microtubule binding. The record is from RefSeq and is a predicted model, not a curated record.